UUAAUUUAAUGGGGAAAACUUUGUAAAAAUUUAGAAAUUUCAGGCUCUGACGUCUUUAAAAUGUGCACUUCGGCUGAAUCACAGUGAAUCUAGAUGAGGAGGAUCCGACCCGGUUUGUGACCCACAUAACACGCAAACACUUGAAAGAAACCGAACAACCCUUCACAAUCGAACCACAAAAUAAUGCUACAAUUACUAAAGCACAGGAGAAUUACGGUGGGUCGCUUCCAUCACCGAUGGAUGAGCAGCAAAUCAACGGUGAUGAGCUUUGGUGAUGGAAGUCACGGAGCAUUGGGCCUACCUGGGCCCAUUAUUGGUAUGGGCUCUGAUGCUUACGAGCCCACUCCAAUUCCGGGCCUGCCGCCCGAUAUUGUUACUAUAGCCCCCGGUCAUUUUCAUUCCUUAGCAGUUACUUCUCAAGGACAUGUUUGGGGUUGGGGACGGAAUAAUGAAGGACAACUCGGCCGUCAUCCUCUUUCUCCUAGAGAAACAUGGAAUGAACCAAAAAGAGUAGAAGGACUAAAUAAAGUGAGAGUUCAAGCCGCAUUUGCAUCAGGUGUCAUUUCUGCCGCCUUAGGAGACGACGGAUCUCUGUGGGUUUGGGGAAGUUCUAAGCAUGGGCAGCUUGGUCUUGGCAAAGGAAUCACCAAGGCUGCAUUACCUUCCAAAGUUGAAACAUUUUCUGGAGAAGAGAUAGUUAAGGUCUCAUUAGGUUGGGGGCAUGCUCUCGCGCUGGCUAAGAAUGGGAAUUUGUUCGGCUGGGGAUACUAUGCAGAUGGUAGAAUCGGCAAGAUUGGAAGAGAGUUGGAGAUCUCUCCUCUGGAAUCAAGACAAGAAUUUUCUGGAAUUGAAGCUGCUGAGAAGUCAGUUAUGGAAGCUAUUGAGAAGGAAAAGGAUAUGCCAAUAAUUUGGGAGCCCGGUUCGAUUGAGGAGCUACAUGAGUUAAAAGUUGCAGAUGUAGCUUGUGGCCUUGAUCACUCUCUAGUCCUUUGCUGUGAUGGGACACUAUUUAGUGGUGGAAGCAAUGCGUAUGGCCAGUUAGGAAGAGCGAACAAAGACUUGGGAUUGCGACCAGUUGAUAUACGCUUCCGUCCUCUCGCUAUAGCUUCGGGUUUAGGGCAUUCUUUGGCAGUUUGCCACGACCCUUCAUCAGAAGCAACAGGAGAGGCAACAAGUGUUGUAUCAUGGGGAUGGAACCAAAGUUCUCAACUCGGGAGAGAAGGACCAGAUAACAUUCCUCAGGUUGUUGAAGGGCUUGCUGGUGAGACACCUGUUUCUGUAUCGGGGGGUCGGGCACAUUCCCUUGCUCUCACAGCUAAGAAAGAGGUCUGGGCUUGGGGCACUGGGAGGAACGGGAGGCUUGGAUUGGGCAGCUCUGUUGACGAAGCGGAACCUAUGUUGGUUGAAUAUUUGGAAGGUUCUGUAGUUGUUCAAGCUGUUGCAGGGUUGGAUCAUAGUCUUGUUCUAGUUGCUGAAUAAUGCAGUGAGAAAUUUAUACAUAUUUGUAUAUCUUCCUCUGAUUUAUUUUUCUGUUUGUUUUAGCUUAACUUGCUCUGUUUAGAUAAAGUGGUAGAACUACUUGGGUUUACCAUCCAACAUCAGAUGAAGUUGUCAAAUUGUUUGAUCAUGAGAACAUUUCUGGUUUCCCCAGUGGGGUAACUUGCCCUA
Molecule: messenger RNA, 1668 nt
Organism: Lycium barbarum (goji berry)
Lineage: Eukaryota; Viridiplantae; Streptophyta; Magnoliopsida; Solanales; Solanaceae
Exons: 4
Coding region: 184-1479 (431 amino acids)
Source: RefSeq, a predicted model, not a curated record